Molecule: messenger RNA, 13340 nt
Organism: Synchiropus splendidus (mandarinfish)
Lineage: Eukaryota; Metazoa; Chordata; Actinopteri; Syngnathiformes; Callionymidae
Gene: thrb
Product: thyroid hormone receptor beta
Exons: 8
Coding region: 7463-8956 (497 amino acids)
Biological process (GO): cell differentiation; retinoic acid receptor signaling pathway; thyroid hormone receptor signaling pathway
Molecular function (GO): zinc ion binding; nuclear receptor activity; RNA polymerase II cis-regulatory region sequence-specific DNA binding
Source: RefSeq, a predicted model, not a curated record
GGGCAUUACAUGGUCACUUUUUCUGCCGUGUUUGACUUUGAUCAUUCCGUAAUCUAUCUGAUGGAAUGUAACAGUAUUGCUAAUGUGUUAGGGCACUCAGACUCUAUCAGUAGAAAGUAUGUGAGUGCGUUGAAGUAUAUCUUUCUUAGUGAGGUGGAGGUUUGGGGAAAAUAGCCUCUUGUGGGGCCCUUUUCGCCAGACCCCUCAAGGUUGAGUCUCAAUUGUAGGAUGAGGGCUACAAAACGACAAGGUCAUUAAAGUUAGGUUUUAGUUUGGUUCAGAUUCCUCGGUAAGGUUAGUCAUUUGGUUUGGAUAGUUAGGUUCAGGGUGAGAGGCUGGGGAAAGCAUGAUGUCAAUGAGAGGUCCUCACUAAGAUAGAAAUACAAACAUGCGUGGGUGUGUGUGAGAGAAGGAGAGAUGUUAAAAUAUAUGUCACAAAUAGAAACGCAAUUGUCAAAUUAGACACUGCUGCUUACGGAUAUCCAGGAUCAUUUAAUGGCCCUUCUUUUCCAUCAAACAAAAAUGUGAAGCAACAAUUUAACAGCUAGCCACUCAUUUCAUUCCCAACUAGUUAAAACAUUUUUGAUAGAAAUCUGCAAAAUGUAAAUUAGAAGCGAAAGGAUUUUAACGACUGUUUAAAUUGCAACCUAACACACGUUAUUUAAAAAAAAAAAAAAAAAAAAAAAACAUUAAAUACAAUUCAUUUUAUUCAUUGGAAGUAUAAUAAAAAAGUUCGUUUUCUUAGUUUUUUUUUUUUUCAAAUUACACAUGCAGGCACACUACUGAUAUGUGGAGGUUGCUACCAAAAUUGAAAUAUAAUCAUUUACCGGAGAUAAUCUUUUUAUUCCGUCAUAGUCAAAUAUUUGAUGUAUAUUUUAUUCAUAUUUAUAUGUAUAUUUUUAAAUUAAAACAAUCAAGUUUAUAUUAGGUGCUUCAAUAUACAAUCUCAGAAAAAGAUUGGGCCUGCCGUUACAAAUGUCAGGUGAUUUGAUGUCGGUGACUGCGUAGCCUCAGUGUGUGUGUGUGUGUGUGUGUGUGUGUAUUUAUACUUUGUUUAUACUGCACAGUUGGGUCCAAAUCUUGACAAAACACUAUUCUCGUGAGGACCUUAUGUCUUUGUGGGGACCUUUUGCCGGUCCCCACAGGUCCAAACCUCAAUUUGAGGAUGAAUACUUCAAAAUAAGUAGGUGAUUAAAAUUGAGUUUGGUUCAGAGUCCUGGUUAAGGCUACCCAUGUGUUUUGGAUGGUUAAGUUAAGGGUGAGAGGCUGGAGAAACCGUUAUGGUAAUGAGAAAGUUCACAAUGUCCUCACAGGGAUAGCAAUACAAACGUGUAUGUGUGUGUGGGUGUAAAUUAAGUUUAUUAUAAUCAUGCUCACUGUGAAAGAAUAUAUUUUGGGAAUUCUUCAUAUUUUAAAAAGCAUGCAUAAAACAUUUUUGUUCUUGUGUGAAUCUUUGCGUGUUUUAUUUUAUUUUAUCAUUUCAUUAUUUGUUGAAUUAGUAUUAUCCAAUUAAAUCUGGGAAACAAUAUGUUUAGUCCUUAUUGCAAUGAAAUCAUAAACAAUAUUUUAAAAAACAAAAUGUAAAGGAAGCAUGAUGUAUAAAUAAGUAGUACAAACUAGUAGUUUUAUUUAACAAGUAUAUCCUGAAAAUGUGAAACUUCUUAUUGACAUAAAAUGCCAUGAAUAGAUUUUGUUGAAAGAAAAAUGCUUUUUCUCAUUGUAAACAACUCAGAUUUAAAAUAAAUACAAAGCUUGUAAAUCAAAAUGCCUCAAAUUGAUGUAAACUUCUUCUGUCCUAGAAAACAUCAUUUUGGCAUUUUAGUGACUUGAUGAUUGAAAAAGUUCAGUUCCCCAGAAAUCUGUCAUUUAAUUUAUAGCUUGGCGGACUGCUGAAAUCAAUAGGAGGAGCAGCAGCGUGUGGGUCAGACAACAGAUUGUUUGUGUAUUGUCAGUCGUGUCUGAUAAUCACUUAACAGGUUAUAGACCACUUCCAAACAAGAUUAGCAAAAGAAGGACAUCACCUCAACAUAAAGUUAAACUGGAAUCAAGUAGUCUUUGCGGCAGCUUUGCCUCAAAGGACCUUCCUCUUACCAGCUGCUGCGUGUUCAUCACACCCACUUGUCACACUUUAAUGGAGGCGCUAAUCCCCAAAUAUCUGCACAGAUUAUGACCAGCAAGCUCCACUCACAGGGGCUUUGCUCUCUCAACAUGUCAUCCCCUUAAUCAAAUCAAUAAUUGUUAUCGACUCUGCUCGCCAGCAGAAAAGGAAUUAGCUGACACACUCGGCAAUCUUUUUAUUUUUAGACUGACACUGGAUAAGUCUGUCACAUAAGACACGAGGCCAUAACUGAUGAUUUACCUGCUCACACAUGGUUGUGUGGAUCUUAGUGUUUUCUCUACCAACAUAUCCAAAACAUUGCUACAGUCAGUCUGCGCCAGCUAACUUUGCAUUGCAUUGAUGGCACAAUUUAGACAACACUGUAUUCGUGUAUUGUAAUACCAUUCAUUGUGUGUACAAAAAUUUCACUUCAGAAACAAAAAUUAAGAUUACUUCUACAUAGAUCACUGCUGAGAUUGCUUCCAUACUUUCUGUGGCAGCAUGCAGCUGUAUUGUUAUGCUGCUUUUGUCCUGGAGCACUGAUAUUCCGAAAAUCUUUGGACACCUACAUCGGAUUGCAGGUCUGGAGCAGUUCAGUACUUGUUGGAAACAGCACGACGGCACUGUUUUUUGAGUACUGGGUGUGGUAUUCAUGUGAUUUACUGGUGUAGCAAGGAAGCAGUGCUGUUUAAAUCGGUUUCAAACUUAGUGACGUACAGCAUGGUUGACCUUGGUUGCACGCACUACACAAACACACGCAAGUAUACACUUCUCAUUGAAAUGGCUGUAAUACUGUUGGAUCCAUAGCAGUGAAAGCCAAAUAUGCACAUAUGUGUACGGGGGAAAAGAUAUCAAAAUUUUAAUCUUCUAUUUUAAUUAAUAAAUAAAUAUAAAAGUAACAGAACACACUGACUACAAACCAUAGCGGUAUAUGGUUGUGUACGACUUCUAACCGGAGCUUAAGAUGGUUGCACUAUAAAGAAGGGAAACUAUUGAAGAGAGAAUUGUGAGUCAUUGUAAUUAUGCCUGAAAGUCAACUGGGUCGACUCGAAUUAGACACAGAUCCGGAAGAACGUCCGUUGGAAGAAACCCUGUUAGUGUUCCAAAGGGGAGUCGACAAUAAUGAAGUGGAGUAUGAAGCUCAUCGCGGAGAAUAGACAAAGUUUGGAGAAAUUCAUUUGAUCCCAAAUGAGAAAAUGGAGCCAAAGAUGGUGACAAUGAUAGAUCAAGUUAAAAGUUAAAAUUCAACUAAUGAAGAAGUCAUUGGCCGAGGCUGAAGAGAGAAUGAAUUCCCCACUUGAAAGCCAUGAUGACAUAUUCAGUGCCAGAAGACAUGGAAGCUAAUGAUCUCAGGCUCUUCACAGAGGACCUAAUGAAGGACAGUGUGGGAUAUGAAGAGGAAUUUGCCAUUGAUUCUGCACAAAGGAUUGACCGGACGCCCACCAAGGGUGUCGGGCCUCAAACUAUCUUGCUUCAAGGUGCUCAGGUGCUCAUUCUCAUUUCCUGGACCAGCCUUCUGCACCAUGAGCCAACAGACUCGAACCCAAAGACACACACAAAUUGAGGGUUAAACUUGUUAGGUUGUUAAGUCAAAUGUCUUCAUAAGUCGGUGUUUUUCCAUUGGUCUCCACAAGAUGACCCAAUCAUUCUCUCUCUCACACACAUGCGCACACACAUUUCCACAUAAAGGCACCAAACUGCAUUUUAAAAUGGCUUCUUUUACUUAUUUUCUUCUGUCUUGUGGCUUGAUGUCCCCCUCACAGCAGUCCGAGGAAAGUGGCCCCUAAGGAAAUUGAUUUGCCCAUUGCCCAUGAGGUCAAAUAUCUGUCAACAUAUCAAGUUUGACAAAUUUUCGUCCUCUGCUUAUUGAGGACGCUGCUGUGAGGCUUCUUUCACACAGUAGUGAUAGGUCCUCAGAAGCACAGACGGUGCUCUGGAGGAGAAAGGAAGUAUCAACAACUCCAUCUACAAACUCCGUCCAGAGAAGUGUGUAAUUAAGUCAGUUCCACACAGACGCCUGUUAUAAUUAGUUUAAUCUUGUUACCAAAGGCUAAUGGAAGCAGUGAUUUUAACCUGGAAAUGCACAGCAUGUUAAAGACAGAACAGUAAAGCCUUUCUUGGCCACUUACUUGCCCCCCCCCCCAAAAAAAAUCUAUGUUGCAUCACGGAUGGUAAAAGCAUAUUGUUUAUUUCUAGUCUUUUCAAUGAGUCCCGUCAAGCCAACAAGUCUUAGGACGUGUUGAGCUCAGUUUCAGCAUAAGGUCAGAAUUCAAGUUGAAGUGCUCAACAGACAAUGAGCUGAUGAGUCCAGAUAUAAUAUGACACUUGACUUCAAGUCACCGUCCCAUCAAUGCUGGAGUGACAAGUCUGACAGCGCAGAUUAGGCUUUUUAAUCCCAUUAGCUCUGGAGUACAAGUAAUCAGUGUGUCAUCUCUAUUUAGACAUGUCACCAUCUUUAUUGCCAAGCCAAGAGUCAACAAGUGAGUAGGUGUGUGUGUGUGUGUGUUUCUCAUGUAAGCAUAUCUAUCCUAGUGAGCUCCAAUUAUGGGGACAAAAACCCAUUGUGGGCCAAAAUAGCUGGGUGUUUAUCAUUGGGUUUCAGUUUGGUUCAGAGUCCUUGUUACGGUUCGCCAUGUGUUUUGGAUGGUUAAGUUAAGGGUGAGAGGCUGGGGAAGCAUUAUGGCAAUGAGAAACCUCACAAUGCCCCCACAGGGAUAGCAAUACAAACAUGGGAGUUAUUGCUUUCUAAAGUUCUCCACUGUCUAAAAUGAAGGCUGAGUGAUAUGGCUUGAAAAUGAACUUGGGUUGGGUUUUUAUCAUGUGUUUUAAGGAAACAAAUACAGAUGUCCAGCAACUCAGAAUACAUUUUGCUUUUAUUUUACCAAAAACUUAACAAGUGUAACUCUUAUUUCCCUCCUGUAACUAAGGUUCCAGCUGUAACCACCUCGUGUUGCUGCUGAAUUGAAAUAACGCUCCCUCCUCCAUCUUGCUGCUGAUUCCCUCACAAAUACUGUUGUGUAAAUUGGGCCAGACAACUUCAGCGAAAGACUUCAGACUUGGUGGCUAAAACCAUAGGUCCGUAGUGGACAGUAAGUGGGAAAAAGCCAGUCUUCCACAGUAAUUAUGGGUACAAGAUCUUUCACAAUGCGCAAAGCCGUGUCCCUAUCUUCUCAUGUGUGGUGCAAACCCAAACCAGUUCCAAGCCACAGCGGACACUAUUCUUUUCUUGGGCACAAACUUGCACUGGUCACACUACUUAGCACCAGCCAUGAUGUCACUCAUUCUGCGAAGGAAACAGGGCUCCGGAGAACACACACAGAGAGCUGCAUCGAGAUCAGGGAUCUUAAACUGUUCCGCAGUGGGUGCAGGUUUUUGUUCCUACUUAUCAAGAGGACACCUUUUCACCAGUCAGGUGACUGAAGGCUGUCAUCAGUUGAUUGUCAGUCUGGUGCUGUUGUUUCAGCUGACACCUGAUUGGUGUGUCUGCUCUUGUUUGGUUGGAACAAAAACCUGCAGCCACUGCAGCCAUUUGGAGACGGGUGAGAGCUACAUGAAAUCAUUUCUGAAAGCAUUCAAAAUAAGUUUCUUGUGUUCAUGAGUGAUGCUGCAGUGACAUCACCAGCGCCGUCUUCAGUGGGCGACUUCACAUGGGAAGAUGGGGGAGUUGAGGAAAACGGGAUUUCAGCUCCCACAGAAUUUUUGAUUGGACAGGGUUUUGUGUGUUUUAUGUUAGCAUUUCUAAACAUAUACAUUGCUUUUGGGGGAGUUUGUUCUAAUCACCAAAAUAAACAUUUUUUUAACCUUCUGUCAAUACAAGCAGCAAUAUGAAAGCUUCUUUAAAUGUAUAGUAAUUUGUAUUUUCUUCUCUCUGAACAAGUUACUGAAGUGCAAAUUACCGACAGGUGUAUACACAAUGUUUUACUCCACUUCUAGGUUUGCAUGUGCUCAAUUAUGAAUCAUACUCCCUAGAUCUUUGUGUUUACUCAUUAAUUCAUUUAUUUUGCUUUUGUUUUCCAAUUUGCCUCUCACCUAAAAAUAUAUUCCAUUUUUCCAGCACUGUGACUUGGUGCCAUAUUGACGCAUGUUAAUUGCAGCACUUGGUACCACUAUUUUCUGCAUUGGAAGAAGAGCAUUUUGUAUAUGACGCGGUAAAUCAGCCUCUAUUUUUACUAUUCAAAUCCUGCUAAAAUACUGUUUCAGGCAUCCUCAAAUAUGAUGAAUGUAAAAAAGAUUUAGAAGAGUGCAACAUGUCUCCAAUUAUUGCUAGUAACUCUUGUAAGGGUAUAUGAGCACAUUGUUAUCUACUUGUUGAUAUGCUUAACAUGUUGUUUGAAGUUGUAUUUAGCACUUAUUGACUCAUUUUGGUGUAAGCUUUAUUUUGGCUAAAGUUCUUGAGCUUGAGUGAGUCAUUACUUCGCGAAGAAUAUUGACAAUGUGACUAAAAUAGGAGCAAAAUCAAUGUGAUGCUUAACUAGCUGAACAUCUUUAUAAUCUGGGGGAGCAAAUUUAUUGAUCACCACAGACACCUGAUGGCAAGCGUGCGGCCUGGCUGCGAUUCAGAGUUCACCCAAGUGCAAACAGCAGGGAUUUCCAAGACAAAACUGCACGCAUGUUCGCCAUGUGUCCAGCCGUUCACAUGCUGUGCCUGACACUGGUUUGCGCUACUUUGUUUUCCGUUGUUAGAAAGGUUCUUUCUUGUAAAAGCUUAUCAAAUCAUAUCAAAUUAACAGACUCAAUGUCUGUCAUCAUUCUUUUCGUCCAUAAAAACAUGUCUGAUUUUCUUUUUGUGCCGGUAACUGCCACCUGCAUCUUGCUGACUCAAUUGAUCUGUGAUUUUUUUCUUUUUUUUUUUACGUUUUUCUUCCAAUAGUAUGAUUAAGAUUCUGACGGUUUGACUGAAUAUUAUGGGAUGUAUGUUUAAGUUAGGAUAAAUAUUCAUCAUUUAAAUGCGCAAGUCUUAAGCGUCUUAGUGUCACUGUGUUCUCGCCAUGAUCUCAGAAGCGAUUGUCCUAAGUGAGAUUGUUUGCAGAUCAACAUUACAGUUCACUGACGGGGAGGUUAGAGGUUAGAGUUAGUGCUGGGUUAAAUAGACUUUUAACAGGAAUGAUCCAAAGAUUCCACAGGUUGGAGGUAGUGUCAGUAAUGACUGCUAGCUAAGGGCCUAAUCUGUGACAUCGGCACUGUCUGUGGCAAAUCGAGGCUUUGCUCCGUGUAAGAUUAGAGCGUCGUCAUAAAUCUCUGCAUCCCAUUUUGGGGCGGACACAUUGGUGGGCGGGGCCACUCCUUGGUGGAGCCAAUUCAUCAGUUGAAACAAAACGAUUCUUUGUCGACUCAAGGCUGUUUUUAACACCACCCUGGAUUUACAUGAUGAACUACUGCAUCCCAGACAUGUAUGAAAUACCGCAGGUCAGUGGCUACAUGGUGCAAGGGGGCAGUGACCACUGCCUGUACUCAGGUGAUGGCUCCGGGUACGAGACCCAGCCGCUACAUCAUCCUCCCUGCAUGGAGCAGCCUUGGCCUCAUGGCCAGCACUAUCCUUGCUUUGGUGGAUCUUCUUUUAAGAGCGAGUUUUGCGGCAUGGACAUUCCGGUAAAUCGCUUGCACCAUCCGCCCGAGUAUUUUCCAGACUUUUCUCACCUUCAGUGGAUUCCAGGUGCACCCAAGAAAGGGUACAUUCCAAGUUACUUGGACAAGGACGAGUUAUGUGUAGUAUGUGGGGACAAAGCAACGGGUUAUCACUAUCGCUGCAUCACCUGCGAAGGCUGCAAGGGUUUCUUCAGACGUACAAUUCAAAAGAAUCUUCACCCAACUUACAGCUGUAAGUACGACGGGAAAUGUGUAAUAGACAAGGUGACCCGGAACCAGUGCCAGGAAUGUCGAUUCCAGAAGUGCAUUGCAGUGGGAAUGGCGACGGACCUGGUGCUGGACGACAGCAAGCGACUGGCCAAACGGAAGCUGAUUGAGGAAAAUCGCGAGCGUCGUCGAAAGGAGGAGCUGCAGAAGACCGCGUGGGAUCGACUUGAGCCCACGCAGGAAGAGUGGGACCUCAUCCGUAUGGUGACAGAGGCCCAUAUGGCCACGAACGCUCAGGGCAACCACUGGAAACAGAAACGGAAAUUCCUGGUCGAGGAAACAAUGCUUCUUAAUGAAAUAACAUGUCAUUUAUUCUAUACUCCUGACCAGAGUGCAGCAGGGGUGAAGGAAACUAAGCCCGAGGAUAUUGGUCAAGCAUCCAUGGUCAAUGCGCCAGAUGGAAGCAAAGUGGACAUAGAAGCCUUCAGUCAGUUUACUAAAAUUAUCACCCCUGCCAUAACGAGAGUGGUAGACUUUGCCAAAAAAUUGCCCAUGUUUUGUGAGCUGCCUUGCGAAGACCAGAUCAUCCUGCUGAAAGGCUGCUGCAUGGAGAUCAUGUCACUGCGAGCUGCUGUUCGCUACGAUCCAGAGAGUGAGACCCUCACGCUCAACGGUGAGAUGGCUGUCACGCGGGGCCAGCUAAAAAAUGGAGGCCUCGGGGUGGUCUCAGAUGCCAUUUUUGACCUUGGGGUGUCAUUGUCCUCAUUUAACUUGGAUGACUCUGAGGUGGCUCUGCUUCAGGCAGUAAUCCUGCUUUCAUCAGAUCGUCCUGGCCUCAGCAGCGUGGAGCAAAUCGAGCGAUGCCAAGACGAGUUCCUGCUGGCCUUUGAACAUUAUAUCAACUACCGCAAACACAAAGUGCCACAUUUCUGGCCCAAGCUGCUAAUGAAGGUGACAGAUCUGCGGAUGAUUGGCGCCUGUCACGCUAGUCGCUUUCUUCACAUGAAAGUCGAGUGUCCCAACGAGCUGUUUCCCCCUCUCUUUCUGGAGGUCUUCGAGGACUGACCUGGGCACACCGGUGGUCCCAGGACUUCCGAGCCAGAUCCAUCACAAGAACUCUCAGUUAGCACACACAUUCCAUAGCUGUCUGAUCUAGUUUAGUACUUACGGGUAACUUUACAAUUACAGCGUGUAGUCCUGUGAAUGGGUACCCUGAGGAGACUCGUGAGAACUGUUUUCUUCCUCGUCUUUUUAUUCUGUUUUUGUUACUGUUGUGGAUAUAUACCUCUCACCUCAGAUUUUAUGUUUGUGGUGUGAAGCUGAUUUAUUUUUUCACUUUGCUAACAUCGACCUUUCUUUCCUCUGUACUCCAAACCUCUUCUCUUCAAAGACGUCUUAGCACUUGACAACUAUCAAAUGCUAUCACUUGGGAUCAUGUAGGAUCUGUUUUUAUUUACCACUAUUUUGGAAAUCCAAACUGGUCAAACUCAAUACGUAUGGCAGUCACACAAAGAUGUGAGGGAUGUGAACCACCAGAUGAGGCUGAGAGUGCCCAGAUCUGUAGGGAAAAGGAACCUUUCAAAAGGCUGCUCUGGUUGUCAGCAGGUUGCCAAUUGAACAAUUCAUCCAAAUUUAGGAGGAGCCUUAAUCUGCUGUGCAGUCACUGUAAAAGAUGUUGAAAUACAAAAGUUUCUAUUUCAGACAGCGAGAGAAUGAUCAUGAUGGUUGCUGAGACACUGGGUUUCCACCUCAGAAUACUUGCUGCUCCAAUCUGCUUUCCAAUGGCUGGCAGUUAAGGAGUCUGAUGUACUUUCACCGGGGCGCAGUAAAUCAAACCAUUCCCAAAUAAUAUGCAGGAUCUCAAAAGAUAAGUGUAAGCAGAGGUUUAAAACCAACGAAUGAGCUGACCUCAAGCAACUCACGGGAACUCUCAACACAUAAUGUAAUAGUUUUGGAUAGCAUACUUCAGGAGAGGUAGAACUGAGAUCAUGAAUACUGAAAGUUGUGCCAAUGCAUCAAUGACCAGGGUCUGGGGCAUGCUGGGGCAUGCCAAUAGUGGCAGUAGGGAGAGCCUGCAGAAAGUCCACUCACCUUUCACUAAGCCAAUGAGAACGAAGCUCAUGAAGCUCAAACGUCUCUCCUCCUCAUGUCCUGAAGUGGUCUUGCUCAUCUCAAAAACUUCCAUUAUCACACCUUGGCUAACAAGAUGUCUUUCCAGUGUCUUCAGAGUCAGUAGAAAGUCUGAUCGUUCUUCUCUUUAGUCACUGUCGUUUCAUAGUGUCAAGUGUUACAAAGAAUUUGAAAUGGGAAAGUUAUCCCCUCGGUUUAGUCUAGUUAAGAUUUUGACUUGACUUUGCAUGCAAAGAAUCCUACUAUGGACUGAGACAUAUUCACAGAGGACUGUAUGUACAACAUGCAUUACAUUACAUUACAUUAUGAUCACAUAGGUGAAGUCAAUAACACUAUAUAAGUAUUUCAGUGGCUCCUACAAACAAAAAUCCCCUAAACAGAAAUCAGCAGCUGACCCACUGUCAUACUUUGUACAUCUGCUGGCUGGAGUCAAAAGCAUGAGCUAAGAUUCCGGUGUGUCAUGAUGAGUUUAUGCAGACUAAUGAGAUGCUGCAACCUGACUGACGGGAUUGUCGGUGAAAUAACAGGUGUUCGCCUGUGUCUGUGCCUUGCAGUCUGGCAGGAUGAACCAUUUCGUGCUGAGGUUAGCAACCUUCCAUGUAACUAUGUUCCAGAAUAUUUGAUCCAAACCAUAAUCAGGUUAUGUUCAGACAUUUCUCACAUGGUGCCAGCUAAAUUAGUCACCCCAGAUGAUCAUCAGCAGCUAUCUGCCUGAUGUUUCGUCUCUUCUGGCUGUUUUGCUUACGUCUGACAUCAAAAGACAAAUUAAGAUUCAUGAUAAGAAAAUGCGUUUGAAGAUCCAAAGCAAAAGAAGCAACACAGAAAGAUAAAAUGUGAUGAAAGUUCUUGCACUACAGGCUAUUGCACCAUGAUCACCAGCACUGGCCGCCUCCAACCUCUGCAUCCGUUUGUGCAUGCCAGUAUGCCCUUCCCUUAUAUGAGGAAUGUCUUUAAAUGCUUCAACGGCGCCAAACUUAAUCCAGCCAAACAGCUGGACUUCAAAACUCAAACUGCUAUGGAUUUCUUCAUUGAGUAAACCACAAGUGUGCAAACCGAAUUUCAUUUUGUCAUUUUGCUCUUUUAAAGCCUUUCCAUUGGGAACAUCCAGCCUGUGAGUCAGUUAAGGUACAAUAUGCAAUUAUGUGCACUGUCAGCAGAUGGCAGCGGGGGCAAGUACAGCCUGACAGUAUGAUAGCAUUUCCAUGAUCUCCUUAGAAAGAUAGUCAGCAUAAGUCUGUCUGAAGUUAACUGGUGCAGACCGUGAGGACUUUCAUGUCUCAACACUACUAUAUAUACCACUACUACUAUAACAAUAUGGCGAGUACAGAAGUUAAAACACAUCUCUGUCAGGAUCUGAGCGCUAUUGUGCCACACUGAACUGUCUUUUCUGGUUCAAGGAUCGCAGGGGCUGAAUUGAAACAUCCCAGUUUUACCAUUGUAGUUGAAGCAAUGUCUGGAUGGCACAAGGAGAGGUUGACAGUCACAUACUGUAUCAUGUGGCAAUUUGGUAAAAGCUGGUAUAGAGAUCGUGGAUGAGACUUAAGAUGGAAAUGGAAAUAUACUAACUCCUCAGGGCAUAGGAAUGAUAUAAAAUCUGAGCCAGGGGUCUCUAAUUUGAAGGUAGCCCACAAGUAAAAGGCAUAGGUUUGGGUGUGAUAAUGGAAUUGUCACACCAAGAAGAGCAACUUUUGUUGACCACCAAAAAUGGGACAAUGGGACGUCGGCUCCAUUAAAAAAAAAACCCUUCCUAAACCAAUUUAUCUCAUCUGUAUACCACUAAAAGCAGCAGGUCAGGAAGCCGGUCGAGCACUCAUCACAGGGGCCCCAUUUUUCCCAGUACCCUCUGGUAGGUAGAGACCAUUGGACUUAAAAGAUGUCUGUGACGUGGAAAGUCUGGACCGCACUGAUAUGGCAGUUAUCCGAACAAAUGCCUGAAAAAUGAAAUGGAGACAAGUAAUUCGGCUGACCCAAGCGGGAGCGCUAACAAGAACAAAGGUGUUUUUACACCAGAACUAAAGCACAAACCAGAGUCUGAAAAUCGUGUUCAUAAUCUAGUUUUCUCUGUGCCAAACACAAGUAAACCUAACACUAUGAACGGAGUCCUUGUUGAGUUUGGCCAUCCAAAUCCAGUCCCGCACCCAUUGCUGGACAUCACUCCAAUUCCAGCCUGCUGAUUGUGAUCGCUCUCUUCUUCUUCUGGCUGCUGUGUCUUUUGUUUGUAAUUGUUUGUGGUUGAUCUCUCUCCUCUUUUCUGUGAUGCCUUCUCUCAAAGCAAUAGCAGUGUUUGAAUAACCUUGACCUCACACAAACACACACCUCAUAAUCUGCACAGAUGAACUGCACAGACAAUCAGAGAGACAAGUCAAAGCUAGCCAGUUUGCAUGAAGCCUCAGUAUUAGACAAGUUUAAUCACACCCAUGAAACCUGAAUCUAUGUGGCAACGCAGUCAUGAGAUGCACUGCAGAAAACUCUCUCCUUGUUCAGAACAAGAUACAAGAGAACAUUCUAUUUUUGCUAAGAUGUAUUGUCCAAAAAACAAAAAAGCUUUUUAGCUGAGCUCAGUACAAAUGUGAACAAAGGAGUUAAACCAACCGCAUUCCGUUACAGGUUGGUCAAAUCGCAGCUGAAGGUUAUAAGGUGCCCAACCCUGAUACUCUAACAGAUUUGGCUUCACUGUGAUAUCUGGAAGAAAUGUUGUCGCCUCAGUAGCAGGAUAACAAAGACAUCAGAUAAUAGAGUAUAUUUUUUAAAUAGGCAGCUUUGUAUAAUGUGAAAUCUUGCUGGGUGUCUUUAUUAAGUUGAAAUAGUCGCCCAUUUAAGCACUCAGUUAUGACAUAUUCUUCCCUCAACAUUUGGACUAAACAAAAUAGUUGACCUGUUCGAGUUACUGAACUGAGGCCUGGACGCCAAGUGCCUGGUACAGAGCGAAGCAGAAACCAGGCCGAAACAAGCUCAGUGGAAAAUGAAUGUAUUUUUUGUGCAGAAUAUCUGAAAACUGGAAUUGAAAGUGGUGGCAAGAAAAUGCUGGACAUUUAAAAGAAGAAAAAAAACAACACACUCAUCUCCAUUGAUGUAUAUCUAUCUGUAGCCGCCAUGAUGUUGGUGCAUGUAAACAGUUGUUGGGUUCAGAGAACUAUUACUGAAGAGGUGCCACUACACUGUUUUCCCAUGUGUCGUUUCAUAAAGAGGCGACUGUGUUACAAGACUUACACCGUACAAAGCUAUUUUUCUGUCAAAAGGGAAAUAUUGUAUAAAAUAUGACGAUCAUGAUGACAAUAGCAGCUAAUAAAGAAUAUUGUGGACAAAAGUGUGCUUCUUC